This is a messenger RNA of Uranotaenia lowii, 2386 nucleotides long. RefSeq names its product lipase 3-like. The transcript has 5 exons. Gene Ontology annotation, biological process: lipid metabolic process. The record is from RefSeq and is a predicted model, not a curated record. Lineage: Eukaryota; Metazoa; Arthropoda; Insecta; Diptera; Culicidae. Bases 702 to 2246 code for a protein of 514 amino acids.
UCCAGAACCGUAGACGGUUGGUUUCGGUCGUCGAUUCCCGCGUGCUGCACGUCUCUUCGUAAGUAGCUCCCGUUGGGUUGGAAGAAAGUGCCGUCGUAAGCUAACGGCGUGUCUGUACGUUUCUUUCUCCCUGUAGUGGCUGUCUGAUUUUUUAUUAUUAUUAUUUACGGUUCUUCGCGUCUACGGAAUGUUUUGAAUGAUUCGACUUGUAAACGUGCUCGAUUCAUUCAACAAAUAAACAAUACGGGCCCCCGAACGAGCUGGCAAAUGGUGGUAACUGGGAGUGAGGGGAAUGUGUCGGUGAUUCAAGUUGUUUGAUCAGGAAGAAAUAGCCAAAAAAAAAAAGCGCGGCAAAUUAGGCCACCCGAAAUUCUACUUCCGGCUUAAGGAUAUCUUUCGGGUGCAGUUGCAAUCCGAAGGCUGAAAUGCGGUUGCCGCAAUAGUGAGUGAGUGACAGGUUGACAGUGACCUUGCAUGCGGAUGUGGGAGGUAUAAAUAAUACCUCCAGGAAAGUGGAAUACAAUUAACCUUGCACAAAAAUCACCGGAUAGCGGGGAACAGAAAGACAAACCUAAAAUUAAAAAAAACUUCAGUGUGUUUACCUGUGAAUCGACAAGAAGAAAGUGAAUAGCAAAUUAACCGAAAAUAAACCGGUCCCCGGGGCACAGCUGGAAGCAGGCAGGAGGAACACAUCAGUCGCCAUGACCUUGGUCAAAGCUCGAAGACUGCGGGGCGGUACCGGCGCUGGCCUACUUUUGUCCACUCUGUUGGUGCUCUUCGCACACAUUCUGACAGGUGGCCGCUGUCCGGAAGUGGCUGCAGCAUCCGACAGCAUUUUCGAUAACAUUUUCAACCAUUUGGUGUCGACGGCAGCCACGGCUCAGAACUAUCUGGAUCUGGCCAGCAGCGGCAAUACCGAAUCUGGGGCUGCCGGAGUGGCCGGACAUAUUCCGCCAACCGAGGCGGAAGCGACGGCAUCGUUCCUGGGCAUCAAUCCGACCGCGUCGACGGCCAGCGCUAGCAGCAGUGAAUCGUCGCCCUUCUGGAAUCCAUUCACCUGGCUACGAUCCCGGGCCGCUUCGAUCCCGUACAAUCCGGACACGGAUCUGACGACGCCGGAAAUCGCCGUCCGCCAUGGCUAUCGGGCGGAAUCGCACACCCUCCGGACCCAGGACGGGUACCUGCUGACACUGCACCGGAUACCGUGUGGGCGGGUCGGCGGGUGCCCCGGGGGCAAGGGAAGUGGCCAGCCGGUGUUCCUGCAGCACGGACUCCUCUCCAGUUCGGCCGAUUGGUUGCUGAGUGGGCCGGAAAAGGCGCUGGCCUUCAUACUGGCCGAUGCCGGAUACGACGUGUGGCUUGGGAAUGCCCGCGGCAACACCUACUCGCGGAAGCACGUGUCCAUGAGCAGCGACGAGGCCGCCUUCUGGGACUUUAGCUGGCACGAGAUGGCCCUGUACGACAUCCCGGCCGAGAUCGAUUUCGUGUACGCCAUGAGAGAAAUGGAACGAAACGACACCCAGAAGAAUCUGCUGUACGUAGGCCACUCGAUGGGAACCACCAUGAUCUUCGUGCUGCUGGCCAGCCGUCCGGAAUACAACGACAAGGUCGAGGCCGUCUUCGCGAUGGCUCCGGUGGCCUUCAUGGGCCACGUCAAGAGUCCCAUCCGGCUGUUGGCUCCGUUCUCCCAUGACAUCGAGAUGAUCAUAAAAUUUUUCGGCGGCAACGAGUUCAUGCCCCAGAACAAAAUCAUCCGGUAUCUGGCGAAAUACGGCUGCGAGCUGACGGAAGCCGAACGGUACAUCUGCGAGAACACCGUGUUUGUGUUGUGUGGCUUCGACAAGGAACAGUACAAUGCCACCCUGAUGCCGGUCAUCUUUGGCCAUACCCCGGCCGGAACGUCCACCAAAACAGUGGUCCACUACGCCCAGGAGAUCCAUGAGAGUGGUAACUUUCAGCGGUUCGAUUACGGGGAGGCGGAAAAUUCCCGCCGUUAUGGGCAGGCCAAACCGCCGAGCUACGAUCUGGAAGCCAUCCGGACACCGGUGGCCCUGUUUUAUGCCAACAACGACUGGCUAGCCGGGCCAAACGACGUUGCCAACUUGUUUAAUCGGCUGUCCCAGUCGGCCAUCGGAAUGUUCAAGGUGCCGAAUGAUAACUUCAACCACGUGGACUUCCUGUGGGGCAACGAUGCACCGGAAGUGGUCUACAAGCAGCUGGUGAUGCUGAUGCAGAGGUAUAAGUGAAGGGUGCUCUUCUAUCGUUUUACAAGUAGAUUACUACUCAUAGAGAGUUUUUUUCCCUUAUCAAUUUUCUGACAAAUAUGUGUACGCUUUCCCAAAUACCUAAAUUACGGCCUUUAGAACAAUGUUGAAAUUAUUAGAUA